GCCACAUCCAUAAUUUUGGUGUUCUAAAAUUAUUUCUAGAUGGGAUUUUAGGAGAUUCUACUCGCGCCCAUAAGUAAUCUUUCUAGACCAGGCCUCAUUUAUCUCUCUGCCUCUGAAAACAAUUAUCUCAGAUCGCAAGAAUAAUGAUGGCCCUUUUUCUUUCUCUUCUUCUGUUUUCCUCCCUAAACGUUGUCAACGCCCGACCUCCUCACUCUAUCGCCGUAAAAUCGCCGGGAUUUUCACCUGAAUCUCUCUCAUGGGACGAUUCCGGUCAACACUUCGUCAUCGCCUCCCCCAUCCAUGCGACGGUCCUGACACUUUCCGACGCCGGCAUCUUACAAUCCCUAAUUUCUGACCCUGAUUUCGCCGGAAAGUCCAGCCUCUCAAGUUUAGCCGUGGACGCCAAAAACCAGCGACUCGUGGCCCUCUUUGUCAAUUCAUCGUCUCCCUUCUUGGCCUCUUACGAUCUAAAAUCCAGAAACCAACGCCUCUUUGUAGCCCCACUCGCCGGGAAACUCACCGAGAAAUUUUCCGGCCAAGUCGCCGUCGACUCUUUAGGCAACGCCUACGUCACCAACCCAACAGGACAUCUGAUAUGGAAGAUAAAUCCUAACGGUGAGGUCAACCUUCUAUCACAAUCUUAUUUAUUCUCCUCCCCAAAAAUCUCAGAAAAAAAAGAGGAAAUAGCUGAAAAUUCCAAGGAAAUUGCCAGGAAAAUAGAGGAAAUUGAUGGAAAAUCAGAGGCAAUCGAUGGAAUUUAUGCAAUUGCAUAUAGUAGAAAGGGUUAUUUACUGGUGGCUCAUAUGAUAACGGGCGAUAUUUUUAGGGUUGAUUGCGAUGAUGGAACGGUAAAUAGGGUUUUGUUAUCUAAGAAUUUGGAUGGAAUCAAGGGUUUCGCCGUUAGACGUGAUGGUGCUUUGGUGGCCGUUACGAAAACGUUCGUUUGGCUGCUGAUGAGUAACGAUAAUUGGGCCGAGGCCGUUGUUAAAGAGCGGGUCGAGGUUAAAGGCGGUGAGAUAACGGCGGUUACGUUGAGAGGAAAUGAGAGGGUUUAUGUGCUGAAGGUAGGUGUGGAGAGAGAGGGGUUUUUUGAAGUUGAUGAGAUGGUGUUUGAGGAGGAGAGAGAAGGGGAAAAUAUUUGGGUUUUUGUAUUGCUUGGGUUGGCUUUAAUUUACGUAUUUUAUUGGAGGUUUCAGAUGGGCCAGCUCAUGCAGAACAUGAAUAAAAAGAAGAAUUGAUCUUCUAGUUUAUGUUUUUUUCUUUUUUGUUCUUUUAGCCAAUCUCAAUUAGUUGA
Messenger RNA from Amborella trichopoda, 1294 nucleotides. Its product is annotated as NHL domain-containing protein. NCBI's taxonomy places the organism in Eukaryota, Viridiplantae, Streptophyta, Magnoliopsida, Amborellales, Amborellaceae. Gene Ontology annotation, cellular component: endoplasmic reticulum. The record is from RefSeq and is a predicted model, not a curated record.